AUGGCAGACGCCCUGGCCAUCGCAACAGCCACAACGCAAUUCACUGAACAAACCGUCAAGAUUAUUCGAUUAUGCAAGAAGAAGGUGUACGAAAAGGUGCAAGACGGGCCCGAAGAGGUGCGAGUUUGGAGGUCAGAGCUUGAACAGCUUCAGACCCUCGUGGAAGAGAUCAAACGCUCCCCGGCUCUUGACAGUUCUAUCCAUGAGACUCCGGCCCUCGGGAGUGACCUGGCCAUCAUCAAGACUAUCCAAAGCUGCACAUCCGUGAGCACCAGCCUAUGUACCAUUUUCGAUCGAUUCGAUUUCCACGACUCAGAGCCUGUCAGUCGAAAAACGUGGAUGGCCAUUGGGGGUCUCGCCAAGGAGUCAGACAUCCGAGACUUGUUUACACAACUCGAACGCUUGAAGAGCACGCUCACCCUGCAAAUCCAGAUAGUCAACUCGCACGCAAACCACCAGCAGUUGUCUCAACUGGACCAAGUGCUUGAAAAGAUUGGCCAGAGACCUACCCAGACUAGCACCGAAGAGGAGCGUUGCCUUCGGGCAUUGUUUGUCACUGAUCCGACAAGUGACCGGAACGCCAUAAUCACUGCCAAAGGCAAGAGGACCGCCGGAACUUGCGAAUGGAUCAUCUCAAUCGAAGGAUACAAAACCUGGGAAAACACAUCCGAACCGAGCCUUCUCUGGAUAUCUGGCCCUCCUGGAAAGGGGAAAACAUUCGUUUCGAUCUUUUUGACUCAGCAUCUGGAGGCCAAGGUCGUCUCGUCUGGCUGUACCCUCAUCUAUUUCUUCUGCGACAACAAAGUAUCGACAAGAAACACAGCAGUCAAUGUUCUCCGUGGCCUUAUGUACCAGCUCAUUCAACGCCAUGGAAGAUUACUGUCACUUCUGAUGGGGCAUUGGAAAGUCCAACAAAGCGGGCUGUUCUCCGAAUCUUCUUUUGAGAGCUUAUGGACCAUCUUUCAAGCAAUGAUUUCAGCCCUGAUCGGUACAUCAAUCUACUGUGUACUUGAUGCGCUUGAUGAGUGUUCCGAAGCUUCUCUGGAACCGCUGUUAUGCAAACUCAAGGAGCUAUUUAACCCGGACAAGAGGGCAGGACACAAUGUCAAACUCGUUGUUCUGAGCAGGCGACAUCCUGCAUGUCUUUCUGAGGCACUGCGAACCUUCGAUCAUGUUCAGCUAGACGAUGAGAGUCACGAUAUUGAGUUGUAUAUUCAAGACCAGGUCUCGGCCCUCAGCGCGAGAAAGGGCAUCCAAGACGCCGACUUUCUUAAACACAUUGAGACUGUUUUUCACGACCGUGCUGAAGGCACAUUCCUCUGGGUCAGCUUCAUGGUUGCAGAUCUCAAUAAGAAAUCGGCCUGGGAGAUUGAAUCUUCCUUGCAUCAGCUUCCUCGCGGUCUCGGCGCAGUAUAUGAACGAAUAUUGGAUCAAAUCAAACCUGAAGAUCAGGCAGUGGUAACCAAAUUGCUGACCUGGAUCACCCUAGCCGAGGUGCCAUUGUCGGUCUCAGAGCUUUGUGAGGCGCUUCAGAUCGAGGGCACAGAAUUCAUGAAUCAAGAAGACGUGUGCAAGAGCUACAUUGAAGCCUGCGGCCACCUACUUCAAUUCACUGAGAUGGACGAUAACAGAUACCUUGGCUUAUGUCGCAUUUGGAACGACGAGAACAUUGGAUCGCUGCCGCGAGUGACCGUUAUUGGUUUCGUUCACCAAAGUGCAAAGGACUUCAUGCUUUCAAAGUCAUCACAUCCUGGGAUGAUGAGAUGUCAUAUGGGCGGGAAUCAAGGCCACCCAUCCAUUUGCCGACGUUUGCUUCAACACCUCAUCCAGCAAGUGCCUGAUCAUGAGUUAUUGGAGGAGUACUCGCCACUCGAAUCUUAUGCUGCGUUGUGCUGGUCUGACCACAUGAGACAACUGGACAAGGCGUCAACUCUUGUGCUCAUCAGAGAAAACAAGGAGUGGUUUGUCAAGAAAUCUCGCAUCAGGGAUCAUGUGCUACGCUACAGGCGUCGGUUCGGCUCCUACCAAAUUGGAAUGCCACUUUUACAUCUUGCCUGCUAUUUGGGGCUAUACCACCUUGCAGAACAUGUUCUUGAUGGAAAAUUGAUCCUUUCUCGGCUGCAAAUACAACUGGCAGUCGGCAAAACAUUCAAGGGAUGGCUAGGGGGAAAACUGACUCCACUUCACUUGGCAACCGCCGGGGGCCAUCAACGAGUUGUGUCACUGCUCCUGGACCGCGGAGCGGAUCCGAUCAAGCCAACUGGGGGGGAGUUCUCCAAAACCCCCUUUGAAUAUGCCGUGCAGAGCGGACACAUGGGCAUCUUUCGUCAAUUGGCUAAAACGAAGAAGGGCCAAGGAAUGAUUCAAAACCAGGUGUCGCAACAGGAUGGCGGGGACCUGCUAUGUUGGGCUGUGAAAUCCGGGAACGAGGCUCUUUGCGAUGAAAUGAUUGAGAAGUACAAGUUCAACGUCAAUGCCACACUCAAAGCUUGGGGGUGGACACCACUGGCCAUUGCCAUUAAUUGGGGUAAUGUCCAUCUUGCGCAGAGGCUGAUCCAACGGCACAAGGCUUCGACAGGCAAUCACAUGAUGCUCCUCAAAGCUGCUUGCGGGGGAUUUCAAUUGCGCUCCGACACUUUCAGCUUUCUUGUUGAAGAAUUGCAAGUAAACAUCAACGCCGUGGACGACAAUGGGGACACACUCUUUCAUGCCGCGUCGCUUUAUUAUUUCGCUGGAGCCAAGUCGUUGAGAAUGUUGGAAACCCUCUUUGCGCUGGGCUACAAUUUCCGCGCCGUCAACAAUGCGAAUGAAACAACUCUUCACUCUAUAAUUUCCAGAGGUGGACUGUAUUUUAGUAGUGAGCAAUCAUCACGGGUUGUUGCAUUCCUCGUUGGAAAGGCGCGGAUUAACGUCAACGCGCAGGACCACGAGGGGCGGACUGCAUUGCAUUUGGCUGCAAAAGGGCUGUUUGAAUAUCAGUACUGCAGUGAAGACGCCAAGAACGAACUUCGGGGACUUUCCAGGGCACUUCUAGAUCAUGGAGCAGACCGAACUCUCAGGGAUAGACGUGGGAGGACGGCCCACGACUACGUCCUGGACUGCCCAUCCAAGGACCGCAAUAUUGACUUCCAUGAGGCACGAGAGGCAAUGUCAGAGACUCUCCGAGACUACUCGACGGUCCCAGUGGGCCUGAGGUAG
Messenger RNA from Fusarium falciforme, 3198 nucleotides. RefSeq names its product NACHT domain-containing protein. The record is from RefSeq and is a predicted model, not a curated record. The transcript is spliced from 3 exons. NCBI's taxonomy places the organism in Eukaryota, Fungi, Ascomycota, Sordariomycetes, Hypocreales, Nectriaceae. Gene Ontology annotation, molecular function: protein binding. Bases 1 to 3198 code for a protein of 1065 amino acids.